This is a messenger RNA of Guillardia theta CCMP2712, 1047 nucleotides long. RefSeq lists its product as hypothetical. The transcript has 2 exons. Lineage: Eukaryota; Cryptophyceae; Pyrenomonadales; Geminigeraceae. The record is from RefSeq and is a predicted model, not a curated record. Bases 1 to 1047 code for a protein of 348 amino acids.
AUGCAUAUGAACGUCACGGGCCAUGAGUACUGCAUCUACACCAGGACCGAUAUCGCCGGCAUGUGUGUGGAGGGGGGGAGGUCGGUGAUGCACUUCUUCCUCUGCAGCAACAACAAGGGUGGUUUCUUCCGUUCUCCCUCCCAUCUUCCUUGCUUCUUCCUCGACAACGGCGUGCGUCAGAUCAAGCUCCCAGACAUCGAGGCGACAGCUCUGGCGAGGUUUUCGAGAUUUCACGGGGAUAGGAUGGAGAAAUACCUCUCUGUGGCACUCUGUUUCUACGGGAGCGCUGUGAAUGGUGAGGGGGAGAGGGUCUUCCAGUCAGGGAGGUUGGGUGAGGCCUCAGCAGAGAAGAUCAUGUUCAUGCUUGGGAGCGUGAUGCUGAAGUCGACUGGCUACUCUAUGGGGAAUGACGUGCAAGGAGAGAGUCUCAGAGUUGUUAGCAAGCUGACAACCUUCCUUGUGAGGUCCCGCUUCUUCGUUGACAAGCUCGAGACCGUCUAUGCAACGCCAAUGAGCGAUCCGCUUGGACUGCUCAGGAUGUGCAUAAUGAGGAUUCGAUCGAAUCAGCUCGGCUAUGCCCUUGCGAGCUUCUCCUCGGGUAGCGGGGAUACCGUCACGGCCUAUGACAUCGUCGUGCUCGCCAUGUGGAAGACCUUGUCUGGGUUCAUGCUCAUGUGUGAGGCGGGUAACUUUAACGAUUCCUACAUCGUUAAGGAAGAUGCCGUCAUGCGUGUGAGUGCCAUCGCCCGCCGUGUGAGGGUUGGGAUGCUUGCUGCCGCCCUCCAGUGCAAGCCGGACGACGUUGCUGUGAGGCUUUUGCAGCUCAUUCGAUGUGCUGUGAAUCAUGCGAUGUACUUCCUGAUGAAUUUUGUCUACACCUACAUCGAGGAUUCCGCGAAGAAGCACGAUCGGUUCAGCGUGAUGCUCAAGCUCGCCCCCUUCAUGAGGGUGCACAGGGUGGAUUACGUGAUGAUGUAUGGGGAUUCGCUGAACUGCAUGAAGACCUUCUAUAUUCACUGCCUUGUUGACUUCGUGACGAUUUUAUAA